AUUAUAGCAAUAAGCUUCUGCUGUCAUUUUGAAUUUAUGAAACCAUUUAUUGAGUGUACUUUCGAGAAACACCGAAUAAAGACUACAGAGAUUUGUGUUUUCUUUUCUUUUUCUUUAUUUUGUUUAUGAUUUCUCUUUCAUACAAGCGAUUAGGAUGAUGAUUAAUCCGUUUUCGCACGUCUUUAAGUGAUCGUCUGGUAAUUAGAAAUCCUUGCUAUAGCCCGAUACAAUAUUGUUUGAAGCUCGCAGUUCAGCCCAAACUCUGGGCCUCGAGUCUUGCGAAACGGCCCAGGGAGGGAAGGUUUAGGGCUUAAGGCGUUUAGCCUUUACUCUUCUGUGGUCAACCGAGAGAGAACCUCCGAGUUAGAGUUUCACGGCCGGGGUGUACGGACAUGGAGAAGCCUAUAGUGACCCUUGAUAAAGACACAACAUGCUCGUCGUGGAACUACUGUGGCCAGCGACUGGCCACUGGUUCUGUCGACGGCACGCUCUCCAUCUUCGACUCACGUGACCCUGCUUCUUCAUCCUUCACUUGCAGCUCCAGAACUAAGGUGUAUGACGGCGGCAUUAUAAAGGUGGUUUGGGUUCCACCUGAAUAUGGUGACGCGAUUGCUUGCAUUUGUAUUGAUGGUAGUUUGUUGUUGUGGGAAGAGGUUGUAGAAGACGCACAACCUCUUCAGUGGAAGCUUUGCAAGAGCUUUAAAACCAAUUCAGCUCAACUGUUAGAUGUUCAAUUUGGAGUCUCCUCGACUAGUUUAAAAAUGGUUGCUGCAUACUCGGAUGGCCAUGUUAGAGUCUAUGAGCUCCCUGAUCCCUUGGAACUGAAAAAUUGGCAAUUGCAGGCCGAAUUUCAGAAUGUUAUUGAGUCAUUGGCUACAUUUGCUAGAGCUUCUUGCUUGUCGGCUUCAAUUUCUUGGAAUCCACUAAAGGGUGAAAACCAGGAAUCAAGCUUUGUUCUAGGUUUCAACUCAAAUACGCCGCAACUCAAUUCCUCCAAGGUGUGGGAAUUUGAUCAGGCUCAUAAUAGAUGGUUACCAGUAGCAGAGUUGGCUUCACCUGAGGAUAAAGGUGAUCCAGUUUAUGCUGUUGCUUGGGCACCAAACAUUGGCCGGCCAUAUGAGGUGAUAGCUGUUUCCACUCAGAAGGGCAUUGCAAUAUGGCAUGUUGGACUAAACCCUGAUUUGGGUGGAAGGCUCUCAGUAGCAAAGGUUGCAUCUCUCGAAGGCCAUGGAGGCGAGGUGUGGCAGAUGGAAUGGGAUAUGAGUGGAAUGACCUUGGCAACUACAGGAAGUGAUGGGAUGGUAAGGUUGUGGCAGUCUAACUUGAAUGGUGUAUGGCAUGAGCAGGCUACCCUUGUGCCCACUUCUUAGCAUGGAGUUUUGUUUCCCCUUUGCGUGUUUAUCUUGUCUGAAUAUUUCACUUAAUUUAAAGCAAUUUCUCUUAUUCCUUAGGAUUGAUUGAGGACUGAGUGUAAAAACCUUUUGAGGUUGAAGAUAUUGGGAAGAUGUGUAAACUUAAUAACUUUUAUUCAUUGCAGACCGAUGUAUACUUAAUUUAGCAAUCUCAAGUGUUGAGCUUACUAAUUGGAAAAAUAUAUAUUUGCUCAAAUCAGCCCAUCAUGGA
Pistacia vera is the source of this 1623-nucleotide messenger RNA. RefSeq names its product protein SEH1. Bases 393 to 1370 code for a protein of 325 amino acids. Gene Ontology annotation, cellular component: nuclear pore outer ring; Seh1-associated complex. The transcript has 8 exons. Gene Ontology annotation, biological process: positive regulation of TORC1 signaling; cellular response to amino acid starvation. Gene Ontology annotation, molecular function: protein binding; structural molecule activity. Lineage: Eukaryota; Viridiplantae; Streptophyta; Magnoliopsida; Sapindales; Anacardiaceae. The record is from RefSeq and is a predicted model, not a curated record.